UUUACGAAACGAAGCUGGUUGAAUCUUUCAGUACAGAGCAAGAUGAGCCCAAAAAAAGGACAUCUAAACCUAAUGAAAAAUACAGAGACAGCUGCUUAACACCACCUCCUACAUUAACCAAAUAUAAAGGGAAGGAAAAAGACCUAGAAGAUUCUGCAUCGGAAUAUUCAACUCAUGAAUCAUCAGGUAGUGGUAGCGAAUCUUCCUACCGUUCACAAAAAAAAGGAAAAAAACAAUUACGGCAAAAGUUCAUAGCAGUCGCUUAGUACCACCAAGUUCGCCUAAACAAAUUCAAAGAAGCACCCACAUAUUUCAUCAGCCGGAAGAUCUGAAUAAUAUAAAUAUAGCAGAGUUUGAUGACGACAUGAAUGAUACCGUGGUACCCGAGAUGGUACCUGACCAGGACAAAGAAACCACUGUCGACUUCCAUAAUGCACCCACAGAUGAUACAUUUUCAUUUAUAUCACACGUUUUUUCAGGUAAGCUAAUGAAGGAGUUGAUUACUCAGUAUGUAGAUACCAAAUCGAGAUUGAUAUCGAUUGAAGCCAAGCUGAACACCAUUUUGGAUCGUCUCGCGUUAGCAGUUCCGUCACGUGACUUGGAUUUAUUGCCGCAAUUUCCUCUGGAAACUGUCGAGCAGUUUAGAGAUUUCGAGAAACAACUGAAAGACAACAAAGGCUUUGAAGAGCAGUUUGUUACGUUUGUGCAACGUAUAGGUGGGGAGAAUUUGGAAAAAUGUAUAAAGAACAUCCUCCGAAAAGUUUUUUCAAAUUUUGUGGGAUCAUUCCUGAGUUGGAAGGGGCAAAAAGGCAAUAUAGCAUUGGAAAGUACAGCAAUAAUUGCUGCUAUCAAGGAUGCAGUUUUAAGAGCACAUCCGUCAAGCUUCACGGAAGCGAAGUUUAAAGAGACGACGAUGAACUUUUUCCAGUACGCGUCAGUGCGGCUUUCCCGUCAAAAACCAUAAACAAUUAAUUUAUAUGUAUACACCUAGAUGAAGAUU
Messenger RNA from Photinus pyralis (common eastern firefly), 1000 nucleotides. RefSeq lists its product as uncharacterized. Lineage: Eukaryota; Metazoa; Arthropoda; Insecta; Coleoptera; Lampyridae. The transcript has 4 exons. The coding region runs from base 365 to 964 and encodes 199 amino acids. The record is from RefSeq and is a predicted model, not a curated record.